GAUGUAAACAAACCACUUCUGUUUUCAGACAGAGACUGAGAGUUAGAGAGAGAGAGAGAGAGAGAGAGAGGGAGUCUAACCUCUUUUGCUGCCGAAGCCAUUGGAGAGAGGGAGGGAGACAGAUGCAGAGCUCUGAUCCAUCAACCCCCACCGGAAAAUCCAGGCCGUCCAUUCGUAGAACCUUCUAGAAACCCCCUUCACAUCCCAAAUUCCCUUCUUCCUUCUUCUUGAGAGAGAGAAAAGAAGAUGCAGAGUUCUUAUCCAUCAAACCACAGGGGAAAAUCUAGGCCGUCCUUUUCUAGAACCUUCUAGAAGAGAUCCAUCUCCGCAAAUUCCACUCUCAAGCACCUCCAAUUCUCUCCUUUCUCACUUAUUCCACCAAUCUUCCAAAUGCAAGACAUCCAUUCGAUGUCGGGGGCCGCGGGGAGAAUCUACGGUGGGGAUCGUCGGAUAAGGCCCCACCCCCACCAGGCCCUGAAAUGCCCGCGCUGCGAUUCUCUCAACACGAAAUUCUGCUACUACAACAACUACAACCUCUCUCAGCCACGCCAUUUCUGCAAAUCCUGCCGUCGCUACUGGACCAAGGGCGGCGUCCUUCGCAACGUACCGGUCGGCGGUGGAUGCCGCAAGACCAAGCGCUCCAAGCCCAAAUCCAACGGUUCAGAUGACACCACCACCGCUGCCGAUGAUGCCGCGGUCCACCGCCGAGAUCGCAAGACCGCCCCCGCGUCCCAUUCCAGCAGCGAAAGCUCCAGCCUCACCGCAACCGCUGCCGCUGCCACCGCCACCACCGACGCUGCAGCGUCGGUCGCUUCUUCGUCGGCGGCAGCGCUGCUGAAUUUCCCAGACUCAGCGCUUUUCCAGAGCCCGAUCGCGUCGAAUGCGAACGCGCAAUUCGAGCCGGCGGCAGUGUCGAUGAUCGACGACUCGACGAUCUUCCCUGAGACCGGGAGCUUCACGAGCUUGAUGACUGCUUCGAAUCCUGCACUCCUGGGGCUCAAUUUCGCUGAUCUGGCAGCGUCUGGACCGUUCAGAUACAACCAGCAACAGCACCAGCAGCAGCAGAAGAUGGCGGGUUUGAUGGAGGAGAUGAAACUGCAGGAGCUAACGGCAGGGUUUAUGGAUCAGACGGUUUCCGUUGAAUUGCCGCCAUUGCAGGGCAGAGGGAUUAACGGAGGUUUAACGGCGUUAGACUGGCAGGGUAACGGCGAUCAGGGGCUGUUUGAUUUGGCGGGUGGGGUCGUUGAUCAGGGGUAUUGGGCCCACAGCCAGUGGGCCGACAUUGAUCAGACGCUCCAUCUUCCUUGAUUUUUCUUUUUUUUUAUUUUAUUUUCUUUUUCUUUUUUUAACUGGAAAAAAUCUGAAAUAGAAAAAAAGGGAAAAGGGGAAAAUGUGAUUAUCUCCGUCUCUGUAAAUUUUUAUUUUUAUUUUUAUUUUUUGAGUCUUUUUUUA
This is a messenger RNA of Magnolia sinica, 1452 nucleotides long. RefSeq names its product dof zinc finger protein DOF5.4-like. Bases 391 to 1308 code for a protein of 305 amino acids. Gene Ontology annotation, biological process: regulation of DNA-templated transcription. The transcript has a single exon. Lineage: Eukaryota; Viridiplantae; Streptophyta; Magnoliopsida; Magnoliales; Magnoliaceae. Gene Ontology annotation, molecular function: DNA-binding transcription factor activity; DNA binding. The record is from RefSeq and is a predicted model, not a curated record.